AUGGAUGUGAACCUGUCUAUAGAUGAGCAGGAGAUGUGGGAGCAGAGAAAGCUGAGACUGGAAGCGCUAAUCAGGGCCAACCCAAGCCAGCAACGGCACAAUCCUGCACGACGCGCUCAGAUUAUGGAUCCUCUGCUGUACUUGGCUGCGAAGGAAGGGGACGUCGACAAGUUCAUUAAAGCCCUGGAGGAUCAUUGCGCCAGAGAAGGAGUGUCGUUGCCCGUGACUCUCGAGCAACUCAGCCCAUCCGGGAAUACACUGCUUCACGCUGUGGCAGGGAGUGAUGAUAUUCUCAGAGCCCUCAUCGAUUUCGUCCCUGGCCACUUGAUCUCCCGGGGGAACUCCCGCCGAGAGAGGCCGCUGCACAUUGCAGCUAGAGCAGGGAAAACCGGUGCGGUGGAGCUUCUCCUUUCUCGGGCAAAUCCAAGAGUCCCUGACAUCAGUGGGAACUCCCCUCUGCAUGAGGCCGUGAGGAAUCGCCACUACGAGGUGAUCCGCCAGCUGACAAGUAAAGACCCGUAUCUGCUGUUUCUUGUGAAUAGAGAGAGAAAGACUCCAGGGAGCGUAGCUGUCGAAACAGGGGACUUGAACGUCCUCAAGCUCUUGCUGGAAGCCAUGCUGGCACUCUGGCCAGACUUGGUUGAAAUAGAGAUUUGUUUCGGCAUGCCACCUGCUCAUGUCGCUGUUGAGUACCAGAACAUGGAUAUGCUGACAGAGAUGUGGAACAAGAUGCCGGUGCUACUUCUAUUGAUUGAUGAACAAAAGCGCAAUCCACUCCAUUUAGCAGCUUACACGAAUUAUCUCGAUGGAGUCAAGUUCAUGAUAGAGAAGUUGCCGUUGAGUGCCCUGCAGCAAGACGGCGAGGGCUAUCUUCCUAUCCAUGUUGCUUGCAAGAUGGAUCACGUGAGGAUCGUCGAGGAGCUACAACAGCUAUGGCCAGACCCCGCAGAGUUUCGAGAUGGAAGUGGAGAAAACAUUCUUCACGUGUCAGCAAGGUACGGAUGCAUUUCAACCGUCAGAUACAUACUGAAAAGUCCCCAAUUCGCUGACCUCAUUAAUGCAAGAGAUAUCUACUUGAAUACUCCUUUGCAUCUGGCUACGUUGCACUGGCAACCUUCGGUCUUGCUUCUUCUUUCACGAGACGGAAGAGUUGAUCUUAAGCUGGUGAAUGCGGAUGGCAAGACGGCUCUAGAUGUGGCAGAGGAGGCCAUUACAGAAAUAGAUGCUCCACUUCAGAAGUCAGAGCCUAAAGAGAGAAAGGGACCGCCGGCAUUGGACAGACUUAAGGAGGAGAGAAAUACUCGCAUGCUUGUGGCGACACUCGUGGCUGGCAUGACUUUCGCUUCUAGUAUUCAAGUUCCCGGCGGAUACAAUAGCUCUGAUCAAGAUGCUGGAAUCGCCAUAUUGCUUCACAAAGCGAUGUACAAUGUCUUUGUGAUUUGCAACUGCAUCGCUAUGCAUAGCUCGAUCAUCGCACUCGUGAUCCUCCUCUGGACACAGAUUAAUGAUCCCUUCGUGCUCCAAAAUGCCCUUUCAAAAUCAAGACUCACAUUGUUGGUAGCUCUUGAAGCAAUGCUUCUAGCAUUCAUGGCGGGCGUCUAUGUGAGCGUAACCGAACUUGCUUGGCUUGCGAUUGUUGUCCUCGUCUUGGGAUCCGUCGCCCUUUUCAUUAUCUUGAGUUUCUACCUUCUGUUGCAUAUCCCGCUCGGGUGCAAGCAUCCUCUCGUUCGUCGCUUCACUGACUUAAUCAUCGUUGUGGGUAUUUCAAUGUCGGGGAGCGUCACUGCAGGCAGUAGGACUAUCACUGGCUACGCGAUUCAGCUUUGGGCGGGGGGCCAUCCUGAAUUUCCUCAUCGCUAA
Eucalyptus grandis is the source of this 1860-nucleotide messenger RNA. Its product is annotated as protein ACCELERATED CELL DEATH 6. Gene Ontology annotation, molecular function: protein phosphatase regulator activity; protein phosphatase 1 binding. Gene Ontology annotation, cellular component: plasma membrane. NCBI's taxonomy places the organism in Eukaryota, Viridiplantae, Streptophyta, Magnoliopsida, Myrtales, Myrtaceae. The transcript has 4 exons. The record is from RefSeq and is a predicted model, not a curated record. Bases 1 to 1860 code for a protein of 619 amino acids.